This is a messenger RNA of Knipowitschia caucasica, 462 nucleotides long. NCBI's taxonomy places the organism in Eukaryota, Metazoa, Chordata, Actinopteri, Gobiiformes, Gobiidae. The record is from the annotation of a GenBank genome assembly.
AUGCCAUCACGCUACGGACUCAUCGGGAGCCCGAAAUCCAAACCCGGGUCUCCCACAGUGGGUCAGUCUCUGGAGGACCUCCGCUGCAUGUUCUCCUGGAGCCCCUCAUCACCACGGUGGAGGCUGUGGAUCGUUUUCCUCACCUGUCUGUCGAUUGUCGGGUGCAGCUCACCGGCUCCCCCGGAAUCUUCAGCAGCAGACCUAAUGGACCACUACAACAACAGCCUCAGCUCCAUUCUGGACAUUCAUGCCCCACUGAAGACCCGGACUGUCAACUUCACCCGCUCAGCUCCCUGGUACACCAACCAGCACAGGGCCAUGAAAAGGUCAGGCCGUGUCCUGGAGCGGGCCUAUACUACAUGUGGGCUGACGGUGCAUAAGUUGGCCUACCGGGAACAUCAGAAAUCCUACGCAAAAGCACUCUCAUCAGCAAGUUGCGUUCCCAUCACACCCCAACAGUAA